GCACUCUCUCUCUCUCUCUCUCUCUCUCUCUCUCUCUGCUAUAUUAAACGUAUUGGUGCACUCCCGAGAGAGGAGAAAGAGACAAUUAAUGGGGUGGGCAAUAGCUUUGCACGGCGGCGCCGGAGACAUCCCGUUGAAUUUGCCGGCGGAACGCCGCCUGCCACGUGAAGCUGCUCUGAAACACUGCCUUAACGUCGGUGUCGCCGCUCUCAAAGCCAACAAAAAUGCCCUUGACGUUGUCGAGCUCGUCGUUCGCGAACUAGAAAAUCACCCAAACUUUAAUGCGGGUAAAGGAUCUGUCUUAACAACUGCAGGCACAAUUGAAAUGGAAGCCUGUAUCAUGGAUGGUAAUACAAUGAAGUGCGGAGCUGUUUCUGGCCUCACAACUGUAGUCAAUGCCAUAUCUUUGGCACGAUUGGUUAUGGAGAAGACUCCUCAUAUAUAUCUUGCAUUUGAUGGAGCAGAGGCUUUUGCAAGAGAACAAGGUGUUGAGACUAUAGAUUCGAGUCAUUUUAUUACUUCUGAAAAUAUCGAGAGGCUACAUCAGGCAAAAGAAGCCAAUAGGGUCCAGAUUGAUUAUACCCAACCUAUUACUGCUAAUUCAAAUAAGGAAACUACAGCUGCUGACGCUAACGGUGAUAGCCAAAUUGGAACAGUUGGCUGUGUGGCUGUUGACAGUUGCGGAAAUUUAGCCUCUGCAACUUCUACUGGUGGAUUAGUCAACAAAAUGGUGGGUAGGAUUGGAGACACACCUAUCAUAGGUGCUGGAACUUAUGCCAACCAUCUCUGUGCAGUCUCUGCUACCGGCAAAGGAGAAUCAAUAAUCCGUGGCACUGUUGCAAGAGAUGUAGCUGCUCUUAUGGAGUUCAGAGGCCUUUCUCUCAAGGAAGCAGCAUCCUAUGUUGUGGAUGACCGUGUUCCCAAAGGCACCUGUGGGUUGGUUGCUGUGUCUGCGACUGGAGAAGUCACCAUGCCUUUCAAUACAACAGAUGAGACUUACAUCUAG
Carica papaya (papaya) is the source of this 1006-nucleotide messenger RNA. NCBI's taxonomy places the organism in Eukaryota, Viridiplantae, Streptophyta, Magnoliopsida, Brassicales, Caricaceae. The record is from RefSeq and is a predicted model, not a curated record.